Messenger RNA from Amphiprion ocellaris (clown anemonefish), 3610 nucleotides. RefSeq names its product probable ATP-dependent RNA helicase ddx6. Lineage: Eukaryota; Metazoa; Chordata; Actinopteri; Pomacentridae. Gene Ontology annotation, biological process: P-body assembly; cytoplasmic stress granule assembly. Gene Ontology annotation, cellular component: P-body; cytoplasmic stress granule. The transcript has 13 exons. The coding region runs from base 1019 to 2488 and encodes 489 amino acids. Gene Ontology annotation, molecular function: ATP binding; RNA helicase activity; mRNA binding. The record is from RefSeq and is a predicted model, not a curated record.
AGAGGAGACGAAGAAGAAGGCGACCAUGUUGAUUUAAAGGAAGAAGAAACACAAUAGAGACGAUUUAUGUCGACAAAAAUCCAGUUACUGAAGCGAAUAGUGAAAGAAGUAGUAGAUCGACCGCACACUGAGUACCCCUGUAAAAUAACAAAGAAACUGAGGUUUGAGUUGUUGGCUUUGGCUUUGAAGAGGCAGCAGGUUGAUCACGGCCGACGCUCACACAGUUCCAGACCGAGCUGAAGACCUGAGGCGUUGGGAGAGAGGGUUCGACACCCGGAGGAGAAAGAAACCACACAGCGAAGACUCAACAAGGGUGGAAAGCUGCUUGGCUUUGGACUCGAUAACCCCUUGUAUGACUCGUGAUUUCAGGAUCCGUUUGUUUUUUCAUGCGUGGACCGACGUCGACCCACGGUGUGGAAAUAUUCAGAGAGCAUUACAGACUAUAUGAUUUUGGGGAAACACCUGUACAAAGUUGGACAUCCUUUUUUGGAGAACAGGGUUAUUGAGCAACUCUUAUGGACUCAAAGUGGAAACAAGAAAUAUUGUUCAAUUUAGAACCAGAAGUUUAAGUAUUGAACUCAGAUUAUAUUGAAGAAGCUAUUCCCCAAGUUCAGAUUGCCUUAGUUGUUCUAUUUCAGGACUUGAACCGCUUUGAUACUUGUUCACGUAUAAUUUUUCUAUAUUGUGAGCAGGUAUAUUCAUGCAUAUGAAUGCAAAUUUCUCUUCAUUUUGAAGAGCUCUUGUGUAAAAACUUGUUUUUUUGUCAUUCUCGUACGUCAGUCACUCUGUUGUUGAAGGGACCGAACUGCGCGUACACGUGUAUAUGUAAAUACUACCAAUCCACUUCAGUUGUAAAAGCUUUGGACUUAAAAAGAAUCGAGAAAAUUGUUUGUUAAUGCUUAAUUAAAACUUUUUUUUUACUUUUGAAGAGAAUUUUUAAAAAUAAAAACCUAAGAGGCAAAAAUCUAAUACCUGGAAGGAAAAAACAACACGAUUAAGGACAACGAAACCAGGAAAAAUGGCAACGGCCAGAACAGAAAGCGUCGGUCCCGUGGUCAUGGGCCUGAACAAGCAGAACGGGCAGCUCAGAGGACAGACCAAACCAGCUCCAGCCUCGCCAGCACCCACCACUCAAGGAAAGACUUUGGGUGCUCCCCAGAAAGCCGGCGGCGGCCCUCAGGACGGAGGAGGCAUCAAGUUUGGAGACGACUGGAAAAAGAGCCUGAAGCUCCCUCCCAAAGACAACAGGGUCAAAACCUCAGACGUGACGGCCACUAAGGGGAAUGAGUUUGAAGAUUACUGUCUCAAAAGAGAACUCCUGAUGGGCAUCUUUGAGAUGGGUUGGGAGAAACCGUCUCCUAUCCAGGAGGAGAGCAUUCCCAUCGCCCUGUCUGGACGGGAUAUUCUGGCUCGGGCCAAGAAUGGAACAGGAAAAAGUGGAGCUUACCUCAUCCCACUGCUGGAGAGGAUAGACCUGAAAAAGGACCACAUACAGGCCAUGGUCAUGGUUCCUACUCGAGAGCUGGCGCUGCAGGUGAGUCAGAUCUGCAUCCAGAUCAGCAAACACCUGGGAGGAGUCAAAGUCAUGGCGACCACCGGUGGCACCAACCUGCGAGACGACAUCAUGCGUCUGGACGAGACCGUGCAUGUGGUCAUCGCUACGCCUGGCAGGAUCCUGGACUUGAUAAAGAAGGGCGUGGCGAAGGUGGAUAGAGUCCAGAUGAUGGUGAUGGAUGAGGCGGAUAAGCUGCUGUCUCAGGAUUUUGUGGUGCUCAUCGAGGAUAUCAUCAGCUUCCUGGCCAAGAACAGGCAGAUCCUGCUCUACUCUGCAACCUUCCCCAUCAGCGUGCAGAAGUUCAUGGCGAAGCAUCUCCAGAAGCCCUAUGAGAUCAACCUGAUGGAGGAGCUGACUCUGAAGGGCAUCACUCAGUUCUACGCCUACGUCACCGAGAGGCAGAAAGUCCACUGCCUCAACACGCUGUUCUCUAGGCUUCAGAUCAACCAGUCGAUCAUCUUCUGUAACUCCACUCAGAGGGUGGAGCUGUUGGCCAAGAAGAUCACUCAGCUGGGCUACUCCUGCUUCUACAUCCACGCCAAGAUGAUGCAGGAAUACAGAAACCGUGUGUUCCACGACUUCAGAAACGGACUGUGCAGAAACCUCGUCUGCACUGAUCUGUUCACCAGAGGAAUCGACAUCCAGGCUGUCAAUGUGGUCAUCAACUUCGACUUCCCGAAGAACGCCGAGACUUACCUCCAUCGCAUCGGAAGAUCAGGGAGGUUCGGUCACCUGGGCCUGGCCAUCAACCUGAUCACCUCAGAGGAUCGCUUCAACCUGAAGGCCAUCGAGGACCAGCUGGUGACCGACAUCAAGCCCAUCCCCAGCAGCAUCGAUAAGAGCCUCUACGUGGCCGAGUUCCAUUCAGGCAGCGCCGACUGUGACGUGGAGGAGGUGGAGGAGAAGCCGGGACGCCAACAGGACAGCACCUAGAGCAGAACUUCGACUCUCCGGCUUUUGCACAGACGUCAGCGCUUCAGGCAACUCUUCAUCUCCACUCUUUAGUUUUCGGAGCCUGUCAGACGGAUUUUAUUUCACUUCUUUUGCUUUUCCUCAGAGAGCUGCCUCGUUCUUUUAACAGGGGGGAAGUUAAAGGCGUCGUUUUGAAACCAGCGAACCGAUCUGUUCCGAGACCACCGGGUUUUUUUCUUUUUUAGCAUCUGUCCUCUUCACUGCUGUCGUCACUUAAGUGCCUUACUUCCUCCACGUGCACUCGUCGUCCGUUCAUCGCCUGCAGCAGAGCACAAAUUAAAUCCAAACAUCCGUUAUGCAAAAAGAGAAAAAAACCAACCACUCAAAGUCCUCCUCCUCCCUCCCCAAUGUUUAUUUGAAAUGUGAACGUUGCAAUAAAAAGGGCAGCUUUCUUUAAAUGCGACUGUUUCUCCCUUUUUCCACUCGAGUUCCGAUUCGAGGUUCUUUUAAAAAACACAACUGAAGUUUGGCCGUGGAUCUGUUGGCCGAUUAACGCUGGGUUUCUGUACGGACAAAACGACGCCUUCAGCUUCCUCUCUUUCUUCGGGUUUUUGUGGCUGAACUUUAAAUCUAACUUGGUGAAUGUAUCCGAGGCCGGCUUCACCCAAUUAAAGGUUCAAAUUCAAACUGCAGAUAAACGUUUCUAAUCCGGGGGUUCUUUUUUUUCCUGAGGGGGCAAGUCUGUUUUUUUGUUUAGUUUUUUUCUGAAAGCGAAGUUGUAGCAUCUUUAAACAGGCAGCUGUGAGUUUUCCUUUAAUUUGUCCUCCUCUUAAAGAGCAUCACUAACCAUUAAAAAAAAGACGGAAAAAGAUAAUUUUGUUGCUUCGGGGGGGCGCUGUGAGGGGAGCUUCUGGAGGUUUUUAUUUUUUCAUCUUCUCUCUGGAGCUUAAAGCCAAACGGAGGAGUCGGAGAAGCUUCAGGUUCCAGAGAGAAGAAGAGUUCGAGGGAAGCGUUGAAGCAGCGAGAUCUUCUGCUGUGAAGAUGGACGAAGUCUUUAUUAUAUGAGGUGAAUCGUUCUGAGGAAACCAGACGCCUCGUCGUUUACAUUUAUAGUGAGAAAAAGAGAAAAAAAAAAACAGAAAA